Messenger RNA from Dendrobium catenatum, 1470 nucleotides. RefSeq names its product protein PIN-LIKES 7-like. Lineage: Eukaryota; Viridiplantae; Streptophyta; Magnoliopsida; Asparagales; Orchidaceae. Gene Ontology annotation, biological process: endoplasmic reticulum to cytosol auxin transport. The record is from RefSeq and is a predicted model, not a curated record. The transcript is spliced from 10 exons. Gene Ontology annotation, cellular component: membrane. Bases 99 to 1358 code for a protein of 419 amino acids.
UUUCUGUAAUUUUGUAUUUCUUCCUACAGAUUUAUUUAUAUAUAGAAUAUCAUAUAGUUAGAAGAAGAAGCAGAGAGAAAUUAAAAAAGUACUGUAAGAUGGGAUUCUUCUCACUAUUACUGGUGGCAAGCCUGCCAGUCAUACAGCUCUUGUUAAUAGGUUCUCUCGGUGCCUUUCUCGCUUCUGGUUACAGUAAUCUCCUCUCAGGUGGAAUUCGUCGCGAUUUAAACAAGAUUGUUUUUACUGUAUUUUCUCCCUCACUUGUCUUCUCCUCCCUCGCCAAAACUGUAACUCUUCAGGACCUCAUCUCCUGGUGGUUUAUGCCCAUCAACAUUGCCAUAACGUUCUUGAUCGGCGGAACUCUUGGUUGGGUUGCUGUGAAGAUACUGAGACCACCACGCCAUUUCGAAGGCCUUAUUAUAGCCAAUUGCUCUGCUGGAAACUUAGGAAAUCUUAUGCUGAUGAUUAUUCCAGCGGUAUGUAGAGAGGCUACAAGUCCCUUUGGAGAUGAGAGCAGUUGUGGUGUGCGUGGGACAUCUUAUGUUUCUUUGUCUAUGGCGCUUGGGGGUUUCUUCAUAUGGACACACACCUAUAGUCUUAUAAAAAAAGAUGGUGCGAGAUACGAGAAGCUAAAGAGAGAAGGUUCACCGGCGAUCGCCGAUGGAAGCUCGAGUGCUAGCGAAAACCACUCAGAAAAUGGAGAAGCCAACAGUGAUGAAGAGGCUCAGCUGAGUCUAUCAACUAAAUUAGUUGAUGAAUACACAGAGAAAACAGUCUUGGAACCACUACUAUCUAAUGGAAAGCUGAGAAGCAGUGUGCCUUUCUGGAAGAAAAUCAUGGAAACAGUUCAUCAACUUAUAAAGGAACUAAUAGAGCCACCAACUGUUGCUGCGAUGAUUGGGUUUGUUGUUGGUGCAAUACCUUGGACAAAAUCUCUCAUAAUUGGAGACAGUGCUCCUCUUGGAGUAAUCCAGGACUCACUUAAGAUACUAGGAGAUGGCACACUGCCUUGUACAACUCUUAUUCUCGGAGGAAAUCUUACCGGUGGUUUAAGGAAAUCAGCAGUGAAGCCUUCCAUAAUUUUAGCAAUAGCUGUAGUGAGAUAUAUAGCUCUUCCCAUAUCAGGAAUUGCUGUAGUUAAGGCUGCAGCUGCUAUUGGCUUUCUGCCUGAAGAUCCAUUGUUCCAAUAUGUGCUGCUCACACAGUUCACUCUUCCUCCUGCAGUGGCUAUUGGUGUGAUGGCUCAGCUAUUCGGAGUUGGACAGGAAGAAAGCUCUGUCAUCUUCUUGUGGUUAUACUUAGUUGCUGCCUUAACACUCACUGUGUGGUCGACGAUUUUUAUGUACAUCAUAUCAUAGUACUAUAACUAUGGAAAUAUUCAUUUAAUGCUUUUCAAUUUGAAAGCAGAGAAAAUGAACGCCCUUUUAAUUAGGAUGAAUAAUGAAGAGGUUCAGAUUAUUUUUCCAGAAA